AUGUCACAGGCGCUGGCUAGUCUGAUCUACUCUGCGAGCACUCUGCACGCCGCGGUCAACUUCCCCCAGACGACCACAAUAUCCUUCGCGCCCAGCAACCCCGCUUCUGUCUACGUGCCACCCCCCACCGACAAGGGUGUGAACACUUACCGAAGCGUCGCGAGAUUUCGGCUGGGUGACUACGAGGCGAACCAGUUCAGCGACCAGCGUGUGCUAGCGCCACUCGCCAAGUCCCAACAGGCACUCGAAGACAUCGAAACCGAUAUGGUGGACGAGUAAGUCGGCUAGCCAAGCUAGAUGGAAAAAAUACUCGAAAACCUAUCUGCAGUCUAAUGUACCAGGCGAACCUCUCAUAAGAAGGUGCCACUUGGGUUGACGCUAUUGGUGGACUCUGCGGCCAAGAGGUUCCGGUCGCACAAGAAUGGCAGAGUUUGACGUCAUUUUAUCGAGGCCUCCAGACUUGACUCGGAUUGUAGAAUGCGGACCGACAACGGGAGGGUUUCGCUGUACCGGGGACUCCCAUGUGAUUGUGCGUUAUCAUGUGUUGACAAGGAGAGUACCUCGGCAGAAGUCAAUCCUGGUUUCGUUCCUUAGCGAGAAACGGUGCAGGCUUCACCAUGUCAACAAAGACUUGCUCUCCCUUUGUGGGAGUUGAGCUGUCUGAUCUGAGUUGACCAAUUCGCGUCGCAAUGCUUUACCUACACACACGGCGAACAUGACGUUCGCGAUGGGCAUGCCGAAGAGCGUUCCAGUCGAUGACCCAUGUGAACUACCACUGUUUAUCCUGUAGUUAUGAAUGCAACAAUGUAUGUGUACCCUUUCCGUUCAUCGACGUGCGCGCACACGGGUCAAUAAGU
Messenger RNA from Ectocarpus sp. CCAP 1310/34, 857 nucleotides. The record is from the annotation of a GenBank genome assembly. Lineage: Eukaryota; Phaeophyceae; Ectocarpales; Ectocarpaceae.